AUGGCGGCGGCGGCGGCGGCGUGGGGGCGGCUCCUGCGGGGGGCGCGCGGGGCGGCCUCACGCCGCGCCUGCAGCACCGGGGCGCGCGCCAGGGCCGCCUCGGCCGCCGCGCAGGAAUCACAAAGCUCAGGAAGAGGACGCUUUGUGCUAGAACAUGGUGCUCCAUUCUCUGCUUUUUUGAUGGACAGCUUUGGGCGGCACCACAAUUACUUGCGAAUUUCGUUGACUGAGAAAUGCAACCUCAGGUGUCAGUACUGUAUGCCUGAGGAAGGUGUUCAGCUUACUCCAAAAUCAGAGCUACUAACUGCCCAGGAGAUAAUCACCUUAGCCAGACUGUUUGUGAAAGAAGGUGUGGAGAAGAUCCGACUGACAGGCGGAGAGCCUCUUAUCCGUCCCGAUGUGGUGGAUAUUGUGGGUCAACUGUACAAGCUAGAAGGGCUGAAAACCAUUGCUGUCACAACCAAUGGGAUCAACUUAGCCAGACUGCUGCCCCGGCUGAAGGAGGCAGGACUGAAUGCCAUUAACAUUAGCCUGGAUACUUUGGUGCCAGCUAAAUUUGAGUUCAUUGUCCGAAGGAAAGGCUUUCACAAGGUAAUGGAAGGAAUCCACAAAGCCACUGAACUUGGCUACCAUCCUGUUAAGGUGAACUGUGUGGUGAUGCGAGGCUUCAACGAGGAUGAAGUUCUGGACUUUGUGGAUUUCACAAAGGAUCUGCCCCUGGACGUGCGGUUCAUAGAGUACAUGCCCUUUGAUGGCAAUAAAUGGAACUUCAAGAAGAUGGUGAGCUACAAAGAAAUGCUUGAUACAAUUAAACAGCGAUGGCCAGAAUUGGAGAAAUUACCCUGUGAGACUUCCAGCACAGCCAAGAGUUACAAGGUGCCACAUUUCCAGGGACAAAUCAGCUUUAUCACCUCCAUGUCAGAGCACUUCUGUGGAUCCUGCAAUCGGCUGAGGAUAACAGCAGAUGGGAAUCUAAAGGUGUGCCUUUUUGGGAAUUCGGAAGUGUCCUUGAGGGAUCACCUACGGUCGGGUGCCUCAGAGGAGGAGUUGAUUCAAAUCAUUGGAGCAGCAGUGGGCAGAAAAAAGAAACAGCAUGCUGGCAUGUUUAACAUUUCCCGGAUGAAAAACCGGCCAAUGGUCCUGAUUGAGCCUGCAUUGAUGUCAUUCCCACUAUGCCAAGAUGCCCUACAGAAUCCCCUAAAUUCAAAACAGUGGGGCCACACAUUUAGCCAUUGGCUGACUUUGAGAGCGAGUUUACCCAAACAAAAGGGAAAAGCAUCAAUGAAAAAUAAAUUCACAGGACAACUUUUCCUGCCAGGAUCUCACCCAGAGAAACAGCAGCACAUAGCAACAGGAAUUCUACAAACCCAGCUCCGAGGCUACUGUGUCUUCCAGAAGGACCCAAGCUCCACAUUUGAUACAAAGUGCCUUGAUGCUUCUGUUGGCCAAGUUCCUGUGGACUGUCAGUCCAAAGAGGUGUACUCAGGAUCUGAAUUCCUUACCAGGGAUUCAGGAUCUUGCACCAAGGUACCUCGUGCCUCUGACAACUUAACUCACACUGAUGAGGAAGGACGGGCCACAAUGGUUGAUGUUGGAGGGAAGCCAGAUUCCAGAAGAACUGCUGUUGCUGGUGCCGUGGUCCUCCUGGGUGAGAAGGCAUUCAGGAUGGUGAGGCAAAACCAGGUGAAGAAAGGGGAUGUGCUGGCAGUUGCCCAAAUUGCAGGAAUUCAGGGAGCCAAGCUGACCAGCCAGUUGAUCCCAUUGUGUCACAACAUCCCUCUGUACCAUGUUGAGGUGUCUCUGAGCCUGGAUGAGGCCAGGCAUGCAGUGGUGAUUCGCAGCUCCUGUCACACCUGGGGGAGGACAGGUGUGGAGAUGGAGGCUCUCACAGCUGCCAGCCUGGCUGCACUGACAGUGUAUGACAUGUGCAAAGCAGUCACUCAUGACAUCGUCAUCCAAGAGCUGAAGUUGCUUAGUAAGACAGGUGGGCAGAGGGGAGACUUCUCAAGGGUCUAGAUAAUAUCCAGAUACUUCCAGCCCUCCAAGUGACCACUGCACCUGUUCAGCCUCUUACAGAAGUCCUUUUGCUCAGCUGGUGGGCUUGGAGACCUCAGCAGGCGUGUACAGUGCAGCAGCCCCAUGCCUCCAGCACUGCCUUACUCUGUAAGCUCACUGCUGGGUGAACAGUGGAGCCACUUAGCCCUGUUGAAAACCAUGUGUAUUUCCUAGAGGACAGACUUCUCCAUACUGAUUUCAGUGUCCUCAUGAAGAGAUUGAGAAAAGAUUCCUGCUUAUACCACAGAGGUUUUUGGUUUAUGUUUUUAUUUCUUUGUGCUGUGAAAUACACCUGCUGUCAUCAUACCAUGCAACUGUGAGCUCUGGAAAUUAUGCCACUGCUGAAAGUGCUGUUAUUUGGCAACUAUUUUUAAGUCAACGAUUAAGAUUUCAGAAUUGUGAAUGCCCAUCUUUUCCCUGACCUCCUUCAUUGAAUAUAGAGGGUGACAGAAGAACACAGCUGGGGAACUUCACCAUACAGCAGAUAUUAUAAACAUGGAACAGUUAGUGUCAAGGUGCAGCUCCCAUCCCUAUGCAGUGCUACUGCUUCCCUUCACAGAAUCAAAGAAUCCCAUAAUGGAUGGGUCAGGUUGGAAAGGACAACAGUGGGUCACCUGGUCCAAAUUCCCUGCUCUGUCACCCAGAGCACAUGCACAGAGCUGUGUCCAGACUGGAAUAUAUCCCAUGAGGGAGCCUCCAUAACUUCUCUCAAUAAUCUCUUUCAGUGCUGAGUCACCUGCAGAGUGAAGUUCGGUGGAACUUCCUGUGCAUCCAUUUCUGCUCCUUGCCUCUUGUCCUAUUGCUCGGCACCACCAAGAAGAGCCUGGCUUUGUGUUCUUGGCAUCUCUCCCUUAGACACUGAUAUACACUGAACAUCAGUCAUCUCUUUUGGGUGCUGAAUAGGCCCAGCUCCCUUAGCCUUUCCUCAUUAGACACCUGCAAGUGGGAAAUAUCCCCAUAUCAGUUUCAAAAGAAAAAAAAAAAAAAAAAGGCAGCUGCCUAGUUUUCUGCCUUGUGCUCUGUAAGACAUAAUGCAGAAAGAAGAUUUCUGGGUUUGGAAGAAUUAUUUUUCUGAUCUGGAAGAUAUGUUUUACAAUGUUAGAAGCAUGUUCCAGCAUUUUGACCUUAGCACUGAAAUACAUGGAUGCUCUGUUUGCAUGCUUAAGAGAUUAAUUUGCCAUGCACAGAGGUAAGUAUUAAGCUCUCCCUAGCUUUAGAAAGGGAUGUUGCACCAAGCCCUAGAAGACUCCAAAUUUUUAAUGCUAUUAUGCAGCUCCUAGUAACCAGCAACCUGCAUACUCCUGACAGAUGAAACAGACUUUAAUGCUGGUGCGCACUUGGAAAAUUAAGGUAGUUAUAUUUUCUCUGCCAGAGAGUUUUCCUGCAUGUUUCUCUCUAAUUUAGUUUCCAUGAAGUCUUCUGGCCUUGGAGCACUUAAGUGUCCCCAUAAAUGUAGCAGUGGCCACAGCCACAUAGCAUUAAUUAGGUUUGGUAAUUAACUGUCCUACAUAAGAAAUUGCUCAGCAUUCUUGUUAGUAUUAAUGACUGCUUCUCAAAUGUUUAAGUGCUCUAAACAGGGUGCUAGUGGUUCUUUAUGGCUAAUGUGAAGCUGCACAUGAUUCAGGGUGCUCCCUCCAUGCACACAGGGUUGAAUACAAUGCUAGUAAGGUCAAAGACACCACCAAAAAUCAUCUUAAGCUCAAGAGAUUAAAGUACUGUGAGCACACCACACUGGCACACACAUUCUGCUCACAUAAAGUAAAGCACAGGUCUCAAAUGGGAGCACAAAUCUCAUACACCAGCCAGAACAAAGGCACUCUCCAUUGCAGGUGAAUUGAUUCUUCAUUGGUUGUCACUGUGAGAUAAGGUACAUAAAGUGAUAGACGUAGCAGCUAUAGCUGAAAGGGAAAGAAAUCUGGAAAGCUUGGUGCCCAGAAGCCAUAACUAUUUGUACAUCAGUGAUGUGGUUUAGGAAUGGUGUUCCUCAGUUUAGUGUACCACUCUCACUCACGCCUCCUUCCGUGUGGCAGGCUGGAAAGGAGAAUUGGAGUCACAGUAGGUAAAGAUCAUGGGUUCAGAUAAAAACAAUUUACUGGAAGCAGCAAUGGAAUAAAAAAAUGAGCAGUAGCACUUUCAGUCAUAGAGGGAACAGGCACUAAUGGAAAAGACCCCUUCCCUGGUCCCCAUAACCCCCCAUGCUGUCAGCCAUGCCCCCUCUUGACUCCUGCAAAAAUUACCCGUGUCCUGUCCAGAAGCAAGACAAUUUACAUUCAUUGUUACAUCUUGUCCUUCCCAGGAGUGUGGCUAGCACUGCCAUACUGACACCAACAAUCCCCCCCAGUCCUGCAAAUACAAGAGAUUGCAUUCAUCUGUGGAGCUGCUGUACCCAUAGCACAAAAGUAUCCUUAGCUCAGCGUGGAAACGAGGUGCCAGGAAAAGGAAGCACACAUGUAGCCUGCUAAGUCAACUGACUGACAGAAACACCUCCCCUCACCAUGCACAACACACCCUGCCCUCCCCCCAGGCUCUAGCUAAUCUUGAAAAUGAAGAAGAAACUCGAUAUACUCAGUAGUAAUAAAACAAUGCUUUGAACAGGUGAUUCUUUGGCUUCUGAGAAGUUUGCUGUCAUGAGGACUCAGGGCCAUACCAGGGACUGCUGAGCACACAGAUGAUCACCACGCACAUGUCGCUACUUAACGCACAUUUCACCACUUCCUUGGUUUGAGAGUGGCUGGAAGUGCACAGCAAACUGACUUUGGUGCCAUUUUAUGCUCAUGUUACAUUAUCAAGUCUUUAAGCUAUGCACAUUUAUAGGUAAUGAACAAACAUGAGUCAACAUUUUGUGAGAGAAAUGGGUUGAGAGUGCUCUGUGUUUCUGUGGUGCUGGGUGGGCCAUGGUGUAAUAUAUGUUGAUGAGCUGACUACUUUUUGGAGGCUUGCUUUUUUCGUCCACUGUAUUUUUAAUAAAUACUAGUUGCAAUAGA
Molecule: messenger RNA, 5039 nt
Organism: Oenanthe melanoleuca
Lineage: Eukaryota; Metazoa; Chordata; Aves; Passeriformes; Muscicapidae
Gene: MOCS1
Product: molybdenum cofactor synthesis 1
Exons: 11
Coding region: 1-2016 (671 amino acids)
Biological process (GO): Mo-molybdopterin cofactor biosynthetic process
Molecular function (GO): metal ion binding; cyclic pyranopterin monophosphate synthase activity; 4 iron, 4 sulfur cluster binding
Source: RefSeq, a predicted model, not a curated record